This is a messenger RNA of Pseudomassariella vexata, 1082 nucleotides long. RefSeq lists its product as uncharacterized. The record is from RefSeq and is a predicted model, not a curated record. The coding region runs from base 85 to 894 and encodes 269 amino acids. The transcript has a single exon. Lineage: Eukaryota; Fungi; Ascomycota; Sordariomycetes; Amphisphaeriales; Pseudomassariaceae.
CCUUGCCCUAAUUUCAACCACGCCCGCUUGGUUAAUCGUGAGGGAGCAAAUAGAAAGGUUGAAGGUUACUCACCUCAAAUCCGCAUGGCACCCGAGAGCUAUAAGUCAAAUUGGACAUCCAAAUCGAAAAUGACCGCGCAAGAAAGAGACGACAGCAACACCAAAACCACUCAUCCCACGCCCCUAGCCCUCUUCUCCUACAUCCCCCUAUCUCCCAACCUAAUCAGCCAAGUCCCGAAAUAUAUGAGCUAUAGCUUCUACGGCUCAUUCGACGCCAACAUCCUCUCCACCUCAGCCGCCUCCUUCGUUGAAUCCAACUCAAACGCAAAUAGCGAGAGUAUAAAGCCUGUGAUCCACAAUUUUUUAACGCUCUCCCGCGACUAUUGCAGAUCCAGCGCUAAACCCCAGGACAGAUCCCAGAUCACACACUCGUGUUGGCUUUGCAUCCGCAUGGGCCCUCCGACCGACGAGUGGAAGGUCCCGCGAUGGCACAGGGAUGGGAGGAUGUUUGAGUGCAGCUGCUCUUCCACUCCUGAAGGAGUACGGCGCCCGCACUCCAAGUAUGCCAUGGUGAUCAUCGGGACGGCGACGCGGGUGCUCGCGCCGAGUUCAUAUGUGGACGAUGUACUUCAAAGUGUCAAGCGGUCGAACGAGGAUCGCGGCCGCUCCGAGAUUGCGGAAAAGAUCGCAGGUUGUGAAGAGGUUGCUAUGGAGAGGGGGCAGAUUAUCCGGUUUAGCUGGGGGCAGAAGGACUCGCCUGUGCAUUCCGAGCCGGAUUCUACGGGGGAGCAUCGGGUGUUUGUCAGUGUGUUAUAUGGGAGUGAGGAUGAGAUUCGGGAUAUGUGUAAGUUAAGGAGGGUUCAGUAUGUUCGUUCAGAAAUCUGGGAAGCGUAGGUGAACGGAGAUAUGCGGGCCAUUACUGGUAUUAGGACUGUCGCGGGACCUGGGUUUGCCUUGAUACGGAGAUUGACAAGCAUGUUCACUUGUGCAUGCAUGUAUGCAUAUGAGAUCCUCAAAAACAUUUAGACUCAUUAAAUUUCCUCGUCCUAUUGGUUUUACCUGGGAAGGCCCUUAAACUCGUU